Molecule: messenger RNA, 933 nt
Organism: Botrytis porri
Lineage: Eukaryota; Fungi; Ascomycota; Leotiomycetes; Helotiales; Sclerotiniaceae
Exons: 4
Coding region: 1-933 (310 amino acids)
Cellular component (GO): eukaryotic translation initiation factor 2 complex; multi-eIF complex; eukaryotic 48S preinitiation complex
Molecular function (GO): RNA binding; translation initiation factor activity; ribosome binding
Source: RefSeq, a predicted model, not a curated record
AUGUCUCUCACAAACUGCCGUUUCUACGAAGAAAAGUACCCCGAGAUCGAUAGCUUCGUCAUGGUGAAUGUCAAGCAGAUCGCAGAGAUGGGUGCCUAUGUUAAGCUCCUCGAAUACGACAACAUCGAUGGCAUGAUUCUCCUCUCCGAAUUAUCUAGACGUCGUAUUAGAAGUAUUCAAAAACUUAUUCGUGUUGGACGUAAUGAGGUUGUCGUUGUUCUCAGAGUCGAUAAGGAGAAGGGUUAUAUUGAUCUUUCCAAACGAAGAGUGUCACCUGAAGAUAUUGUCAGAUGCGAGGAACGAUACAACAAGGGUAAAAUGGUUCAUUCGAUUAUGCGCCACGUUGCGGAAAAGACAAAGCAUCCUAUCGAAGAGUUGUACGAGAAAAUUGUUUGGCCAUUGAACAAGAAAUACGGACAUGCUGUUGAUGCUUUCAAGCUUUCGAUAACAAACGCCGAGACUUGGAAUGAUGUCGAAUUCCCUAACGAUGUUGUCGCCGAGGAAUUAAAAUUAUAUAUUGGAAAACGUCUUACACCACAACCAACAAAAGUCCGUGCCGAUGUCGAAGUUACCUGCUUUGGAUAUGAGGGAAUUGAUGCUGUUAAGACCGCUCUAAGAACUGCUGAAGCCAGAAACACCGCUGAUAACCAAGUUAAAGUCAAGCUCGUAUCCCCACCACUCUACGUUCUUACCAGUACAUGUCUGGAAAAAUCUGUCGGUAUCUCGACUUUGGAAGCCGCAAUCGUGGAUAUCAGAAAGAACAUUGAAGCUGCAGGAGGUGGAUUGAUCGUCAAGAUGGAACCUAAGGCAGUCACCGAGAACGAUGAUGCUGAAUUGCAAGCACUCAUGGAGAAGAGGGAACGUGAAAAUGCCGAAGUUAGUGGAGAUGAGAGUAUGAGUGAGAGUGACGAAAACCAGGUUGAGGUUAUGUAA